Homarus americanus (American lobster) is the source of this 440-nucleotide messenger RNA. RefSeq lists its product as uncharacterized. Gene Ontology annotation, cellular component: HAUS complex. Gene Ontology annotation, biological process: spindle assembly. NCBI's taxonomy places the organism in Eukaryota, Metazoa, Arthropoda, Malacostraca, Decapoda, Nephropidae. The record is from RefSeq and is a predicted model, not a curated record. The annotation marks the transcript as partial. The transcript has 3 exons.
CGCACUAUCUUUGGCAUCACUCCUGAGCAAUUGUUGGCACGUGCUGAGAUGAAGGCUUCUGACCAACAGACAGAGAAGUUAGCCAGUGCUAUAGAGAAGAAGCUGGAGAGAGAAUGGGAUAAAAUGGCUUCAUUUAUGGAUCCAGCUGGAUAUUCCAUGUAUGACCUGGAGCAAGUUGUCAAAAUUCCUGUACUUGUGGAAGACACCAAGCGGAAAGUGGCAGAGGAGAGGAAUAAACUCAUCCACAGCAUGACACAGACAGACUGCCUCUUCCAGCAGGUUUACAGUCUUCUCCUGGAGUAUGGCAAAGUGCUGCUGGCCCUCAUGUCAAAACAACGACUGUCCCAUUAUCUGACACAACACCUCUCAAGCUGUACUGUCACACUCUCCAUUCAGCUCCAGAAACUAAGGUGAUUAUUACUUUGUUAUCUUUUCUUGUU